This is a messenger RNA of Humulus lupulus (European hop), 1188 nucleotides long. RefSeq lists its product as uncharacterized. The record is from RefSeq and is a predicted model, not a curated record. Lineage: Eukaryota; Viridiplantae; Streptophyta; Magnoliopsida; Rosales; Cannabaceae. The transcript has a single exon. Bases 1 to 1188 code for a protein of 395 amino acids.
AUGCGACGUGAAGGAUCUACAAAUCUUUUGCCUGUUAAUCCUGAAAUUGAAAGAUCCUGCAGACAAAACAGAAGGAAUAAGAGGUUAGAAGCAUCAAUGGCUGCCAACCAAAGAGACGGGGUUAACAACAAUGAUGGUCAAAAUCACAUCGCUCAGGACCAAAAUGUGCGAGCAUUAAGAGAUUAUGUGCUCCCUGCUGUCACAGGAGUGCACUCGUGCAUUAGGCUGCCAACUGUUACUGCCAAUAACUUUGAAAUUAAGUCGGCGAUGAUACAAAUGGUCCAGACUUCUGUCCAGUUUGGUGGUCUCCCCAAUGAGGAUCCUAACUUGCACAUAGUGAACUUCCUUGAGCUAUGUGCAACGUUCAAGUUUAAUGGGGUGAGCGAUGAUGCAAUAAGGUUGAGAUUGUUCCCUUUUUCACUAAGGGAUAGGGCAAAAAGUUGGCUUAUUUCUCUACAGGCCAACUCAAUCAAUACAUGGGAGGAACUAGCUCAGAAGUUUCUCUCCAAGUUCUUUCCUCCUGCAAAAGCUGCCAAGUUGAGGGGAGAAAUCAAUAACUUCUAUCAGAAUGAGGGAGAGUCAUUGUAUGAUGCUUGGGAAAGAUUCAAAGACCUACUCAGGAAAUGCCCUAAUCACGAUAUAGAGAAGUGGAUGUUAGUCCACAAUUUUUAUAAUGGGCUUUGUGGUACUACUCGCACUAUAAUAGAAGCAGCAGCAGGUGGUGCUUUCAUGAGUAAAGGUGCUGAUGAGGUAUAUGAAUUGUUAGAGGAGAUGGCUAUGAACAAUUAUCAGUGGCCUGCCAAACAAGACACCUCACAGAGAAAAGUAGCUGGGGUACAUGAAUUAGAUGCUAUCACUGCUUUAAAUGCUCAGGUUGCUUCAUUGACAAAGCAGUUGCAACAAAACAAGAUCUCAGCUCAAGCCCAGGCUAUACAGAUGCAAGCAGGGUGUGAAAUAUGUGGAGGGCCUCAUUUGUAUGAACAGUGUACAGCAGCCAACAUGUAUGGUAAUAUGCCAGUUGAUCAGGCUCAGGUACAGGCAGUUGGUAAUUUUCAGAGGCCUUAUCAAAACCCGUUCUCCAACACUUACAAUCCUAGGUGGAGAAAUCACCCAAAUUUCUCAUGGAGAAACAAUCAGGGCCAACAGUCACAGUUUCAAGGGCCAUACAAAUGUCACAACAGCCUAUGA